Messenger RNA from Miscanthus lutarioriparius, 1176 nucleotides. The record is from the annotation of a GenBank genome assembly. NCBI's taxonomy places the organism in Eukaryota, Viridiplantae, Streptophyta, Magnoliopsida, Poales, Poaceae.
AUGCUGCUGUACAUGGGCUCGCUCCCGCUCGACGCCGUGCCGCGGAUAAUCGCGCGCCAGCCGCCCGGGUCGGUGUACCGCAGCCCGCAACUGUACGCGCGGCUCCGCGCCGACAUGGACGCCGACAACUCCACCGGCGCGAUAUGCAAUGUAGUCGCCAUUGCUGGUUUUCUGAAUGCUACUCUUAUCAUCCCAAAUUUCCAUUUCCAUAGCAUUUGGAGGGAUCCAAGCAAAUUCAGUGAUAUCUAUGAUAAAGAUCACUUUGUACAACGUCUGCAAAAUGAUGUUCGAGUAGUUGACAAAAUUCCGGAUUUUAUAAUGGAGCGGUUUGGUCAUAAUCUCAGCAAUGUGUUCAAUUUCAAGAUAAAGGCUUGGGCACACAUUCAAUAUUACAAAGAUGUUCUUCCAAAAUUAGUUGAAGAAAGAUUCAUCAGGAUUUCUCCUUUUGCCAACCGACUCUCGUUUGAUGCACCUUCUGCUGUUCAACGGUUGAGAUGCUUGGCAAACUUUGAAACCUUAGAAUUCUCUAAACCAAUUGUGUCUUUGUCUGAAACCUUAGUGCAUCUUCGUUUUGAGAAGGAUAUGAUUGCCUUCUCAUGUUGUGUAUAUGAUGGUGGUGAUGAGGAGAAGGAAAUGGAUGCAGCCAGAGAAAUAGGUUGGAGAGGGAAAUUUACUAAGAGAGGACCGGGUAAUAAGACCAGGAGUGAUCAGAAUGAAUGGAAAAUGUCCUCUUACACCUUUGGAGCAAUAAGACUGCAAUCUUUUUGGCAUCUGGAAAGAUUUACAGAGCAGAGAAGAACAUGGCUUCUCUUCUUGAAAUGUUUCCUCUCCUACAGACAAGAGACACUAGCAUCAGAAGAGGAACUUGCUCCAUUCAAGAAUUUCUCCUCAAGGAUGGCUGCUGUUGACUAUAGCAUUUGUGCCCAAAGUGAAGUUUUUGUGACCACACAAUGGAAAUUUCCUGCAUUUCCUUAUGGGUCACAGGAGAUACUUGUAUGGUGGAAGGCAUUGAAGCGGCACUUGCUUAAUAUGAGAGCACACAGCGAUGCCAAGGGGAUUGAAGUGAAAAGACCAAACGAAUCCAUAUAUACCUUUCCAUGCCCUGACUGCAUGUGCCGCUUGAACAGAACAGAACAGAACACUCGAAAUCCAAACACAGUAGAUAGUAUCUCGUAG